AUGUCGACUUCAAUGGAUUUGCAGCCAUACACAAAAUUGUCACAGCCAUAUAUUCAAACUUCAUUGACUGAAGUAACAAACAUAUUACCUACAAAACCACCGUGUCGUAUUUUUUUCAAAAAUGAAUUGGAACAACCAUCGGGGAGUUUUAAAUUAAGAGGAAUUGGUCAUUUAGUACAUAAAUCAAUAGAAAAUGCCCUUAAAAACCAUCUGAACAAAACUAUUCAUGUGUUUGCUUCUAGUGGUGGUAAUGCUGGCUUAGCAGCUGCUUAUCUGGCUCAAUUUUAUAAAGUUAAAUGUACAGUUGUAUUACCAAUAAUUUCAAAGCCAGUGGUGCAAGAAAAAUUAAAAUCUUAUGGUGCCAGAAUUGUUUUGUUUGGGAAUACUAUUAACGAAGCUGAUCAACAUUUGAAAAAUUUAAUGAGUUCGAUUGAUUUAGAUUCAAUUUAUCCAGUUUAUUGUCAUCCUUUUAAUAAUCCAUUGAUUUGGAAUGGUCAUUCCUCGUUAGUCGAUGAAGUGAGUCAACAAUUGGAUUCUAAAGAUAGAAAAUUGUUAAAGGGAAUGGUUUGUUCCUUUGGUGGUGGCGGAUUAUAUAAUGGUAUCUAUCAAGGUAUGGUUAAAAAUCAAAUUAGAGGGGAUAUUUUACUUAUUGAAACACUUCAGGCACCAACAUUGACUCAAUCUUUAGAGGCUGAUGAAGUCAUCACUUUGAAAUCUGUCAAUUCACUUGCAACUUCAUUGGCUUGUUCAUACACCACUGAACAAUCAUUGAAAUACUAUAAAGAUCAAAGUUUGGUUAAAUCUCAAGUGGAACUCAUCGACGAUAUAGAUUCAUUAAGAGCAUGUGUUGCUUUUGAAAAAUGUUUUGGUAAAGUUGUUGAGCCAGCUUGUGGAGCAGCAAUGGCAGUUGUUUAUAACAAAAUUGACUUGUUGUACAAGAAUUUUAAACAUUUGCAACCAGAAGAUAUUGUUGUUAUUGUUGUAUGUGGCGGUUCAUGUACUACAGGGUCUGAUCUUAAAGGGUUUGAAAAAAUGAUACAGAAAUCAGAAAUUAAAUUAUAG
Candida albicans SC5314 is the source of this 1062-nucleotide messenger RNA. It is a transcript of the gene CHA1, whose product is annotated as Cha1p. NCBI's taxonomy places the organism in Eukaryota, Fungi, Ascomycota, Pichiomycetes, Serinales, Debaryomycetaceae. Gene Ontology annotation, biological process: L-threonine catabolic process; L-serine catabolic process. The coding region runs from base 1 to 1062 and encodes 353 amino acids. Gene Ontology annotation, molecular function: pyridoxal phosphate binding; L-serine ammonia-lyase activity; threonine deaminase activity. The transcript has a single exon. The record is from RefSeq and is a predicted model, not a curated record.